Myzus persicae (green peach aphid) is the source of this 812-nucleotide messenger RNA. RefSeq lists its product as uncharacterized. Lineage: Eukaryota; Metazoa; Arthropoda; Insecta; Hemiptera; Aphididae. The coding region runs from base 3 to 698 and encodes 231 amino acids. The record is from RefSeq and is a predicted model, not a curated record. The transcript has a single exon.
GAAUGGCUUUUUUAGAAUUAAAUGCUCCUUUAAGGUCCAAUGAAACAUUUAGAAAUAAACUUGAUGAAUACUAUCAUAAAGAUGUAAGUCCAUUGGAAGAAUUGCCAAUAGAUAUAACAUCAACGGUAGUACUUGAAUACAUGCAUAACAUAUGUCUCGGUGUUGUUAAAAAGUUGAUUGUUUUUUGGACCAAAGGUAAAAAGCUUGUUCUACUAAUAAAUCCUGAUGAAGUAUCACAAGAAUUAGUUAAUAUCAAAUCUUUUUUACCAUCAGAGUUUAAUCGUUUACCUAGAACAUUAGAAGAAGUUGAAUAUUGGAAGGCCACAGAAUUUAGAACUUUUUUGCUGUAUACUGGCCCAAUAGUAUUAAAAGGCCGAUUAAAAACAUCACUAUAUAAACAUUUUAUACUUUUAAGUUCUGCUGUUCGCAUCCUCAUUUCCCCUGAAACUUGUUUCACUCAUAAUUACUUUGCUAAAGAUUUGUUGAAAAGAUUUGUAAGUGAAUAUUCAUCUAAUUAUGGUGAAGAAUAUGUUGGUUAUAAUGUGCAUGGGUUAAUUCAUGUCUGUGAUUUUGUUUUGACACAUGGUGCUUUAGAUUUAUUUAGUGCUUUUAAAUUCGAAAAUUAUUUACAAUUUAUUAAAAAAAGUUCUAAAAAUUUUAAAAAUCCACUUGAAGAUAUUUAUAAUCGCAUAAUCUAACACUUAAAUGCUCAAACUAAUAUUACUCCACAGAAUUUCUCUAUCCUUGAAAAUGAAUUGCCCUUUGAUCAUAUAGAAAAUAAUUCAAUAAAUGAAACAUUAUAUGAGAGAAUU